AUGGAGGCGGAAAGCAGAAAGGUGUACCUCGACAGGCUUCUAAGGUACGCAGAGAUUGACAUCUGUCCGGCCAACUGGGAGCGGAUUGCUCUGGGGGCCAUCCUGCUGGCCUCCAAGGCGUGGGACGACCAGGCUGUGUGGAACGUGGACCACCGCCAGAUCCUGAAGGACAUCACGGUGGAGGACACGAACGAGCUGGAGCGACAGAUCCUCGAAUUGCUCCAGUUCAACAUCAACGUGCCCUCCAGUGUUUAUGCCAAGUAUUAUUUUGGUCUUCAUUCUCUGGCGGAAGCCAACAACCAGAGCUUCCACUCGGAGGCCCUGAGCAGGGAGAGGGCCCACAAGCUGGAGGUGAACUGACUCCCAGCCCAGAAGCAGAGGGUAAAGAAG
This is a messenger RNA of Balaenoptera ricei (Rice's whale), 390 nucleotides long. RefSeq names its product cyclin-Y-like. The record is from RefSeq and is a predicted model, not a curated record. The transcript is spliced from 4 exons. NCBI's taxonomy places the organism in Eukaryota, Metazoa, Chordata, Mammalia, Artiodactyla, Balaenopteridae. Gene Ontology annotation, cellular component: plasma membrane; cytoplasmic cyclin-dependent protein kinase holoenzyme complex. Gene Ontology annotation, biological process: regulation of protein kinase activity; regulation of canonical Wnt signaling pathway. Gene Ontology annotation, molecular function: cyclin-dependent protein serine/threonine kinase activator activity. The coding region runs from base 1 to 360 and encodes 119 amino acids.